This is a messenger RNA of Eruca vesicaria subsp. sativa (arugula), 765 nucleotides long. NCBI's taxonomy places the organism in Eukaryota, Viridiplantae, Streptophyta, Magnoliopsida, Brassicales, Brassicaceae. The record is from the annotation of a GenBank genome assembly.
AUGACGAUAAGUUCGAAAACACAAUUUCCCCUAAGCCUUCCGGUCAUUGACUUCUCCAUUUCAAAUCUCAAACCGAAAACUCCCGAGUGGGACUUGGUGAGAGCCCAAGUCCGAACAGCCCUAGAAGAGUACGGAUGUUUCGAGGCCUUGUUUGACGGAGCUUCAGUAGAGCUACGUAAGGCUCUGUUCGAGGCCUCGGAGGAAGUUUUCAAUUUACCAUUGGAAACCAAACUGAGUACAAAGUCUAACAAACUCUACAAAGGAUACGCUGGUCAGGUUCCGACUAUACCUUUAUACGAAGGUAUGGGCUUUGACGGUGCAGAUAAUCCUGAAGUUGUUGAUGAAAUGACCUACAAGCUUUGGCCUCAAGGCAACAUCACCUUCAGCAAGAAUGUUCAGUCAUUCGCGCAGAAUUUAAUAGCAUUAGACGUGAAGGUGAGGACUAUGAUCAUGGAGAGUUUCGGGCUCGAGAAAUACGUUGAGGAGCACCUUAACUCAGCGGGGAAACACUUUCGUCUUAUUAAAUAUAGAGGACUUGACGAAAAUACACAUGAGCAGCUAGGCCUUGACCCUCAUAUCGAUAGACAUUUCCUCACCAUACUUUGUCAAAAUGACGUAGUAGAUGGCUUGGAGAUCAAAACCAAAGAUGGUGAAGAGUGGUUCAAAGCUAAGCCAUCUCAAGACUCUUCUUUCCUUGUCAUAGCCGGAGCUUCACUUCAUGUAAUAAGAUUAAGCUUCCUUGAGUCUCAAUCAUCAAUCAUGUAG